Molecule: messenger RNA, 2513 nt
Organism: Mus pahari (shrew mouse)
Lineage: Eukaryota; Metazoa; Chordata; Mammalia; Rodentia; Muridae
Gene: Mkln1
Product: muskelin 1
Exons: 19
Coding region: 26-2290 (754 amino acids)
Cellular component (GO): cytoplasm
Molecular function (GO): protein binding
Source: RefSeq, a predicted model, not a curated record
UGGCGGCCGCUACGGUGCUGACAAGAUGGCGGCUGGCGGGGCUGUUGCUGCGGCGCCCGAGUGCCGGCUUCUGCCCUACGCGCUGCAUAAGUGGAGCUCCUUCUCCUCCACCUACCUUCCCGAGAACAUUUUAGUGGAUAAACCAAAUGAUCAAUCUUCCAGAUGGUCUUCAGAGAGCAACUACCCUCCCCAGUACUUGAUUCUGAAGCUUGAAAGGCCUGCAAUCGUUCAGAAUAUUACAUUUGGAAAAUAUGAGAAAACUCAUGUCUGCAAUUUGAAGAAAUUCAAAGUUUUUGGUGGAAUGAAUGAAGAAAAUAUGACAGAGCUAUUGUCCAGUGGCCUGAAGAAUGAUUAUAACAAAGAGACAUUUACCUUGAAACAUAAAAUUGAUGAACAGAUGUUCCCUUGUCGAUUCAUUAAAAUUGUUCCACUUUUGUCCUGGGGGCCCAGCUUUAACUUUAGCAUCUGGUAUGUUGAACUUAGUGGCAUUGAUGAUCCUGAUAUCGUGCAGCCCUGUUUGAACUGGUACAGCAAGUACCGCGAACAGGAAGCCAUUCGUCUUUGCCUAAAACACUUCAGACAACACAACUAUACAGAGGCUUUUGAAUCCCUGCAGAAGAAAACCAAGAUUGCAUUGGAGCACCCAAUGUUGACAGAUAUGCAUGACAAAUUGGUGUUAAAGGGUGACUUUGAUGCUUGCGAGGAGUUGAUUGAAAAAGCUGUAAAUGAUGGCUUGUUCAAUCAGUAUAUCAGUCAACAGGAGUAUAAGCCACGAGAAAUCAGACUGGCUGGAGGAGAGAAGAGGGCAUGGCUCAGUGAAAAUGAAAUGCAAGAUCUAAAGGAAAAUAUAUUUUCUUCUCCAGGCGAUGGAGAAGAUAACAGACCAGGAAUGAGAGGGGGCCAUCAAAUGGUCAUUGACGUCCAGACAGAAACUGUUUAUUUGUUUGGUGGCUGGGAUGGAACACAAGAUCUUGCUGACUUCUGGGCAUACAGUGUGAAGGAGAACCAGUGGACAUGUAUUUCUAGAGACACUGAGAAAGAGAAUGGUCCAAGUGCCAGAUCGUGUCAUAAAAUGUGCAUUGACAUUCAGCGGAGACAAAUCUAUACAUUGGGCCGUUACUUGGAUUCCUCUGUGAGGAACAGCAAGUCUCUGAAAAGUGAUUUCUACCGUUACGACAUUGACACUAAUACCUGGAUGUUACUAAGUGAAGAUACUGCUGCCGACGGUGGACCAAAAUUGGUGUUUGAUCAUCAGAUGUGUAUGGACUCAGAAAAACAUAUGAUCUACACGUUUGGUGGCAGGAUUUUGACGUGCAAUGGCAGUGUAGAUGACAGCAGAGCCAGUGAGCCACAAUUCAGUGGGUUGUUUGCGUUCAACUGCCAGUGUCAAACCUGGAAACUUCUUCGAGAGGACUCCUGUAAUGCUGGCCCUGAGGACAUCCAGUCUCGGAUUGGACACUGCAUGCUGUUCCACUCAAAAAACCGUUGCUUAUAUGUGUUUGGUGGCCAGAGAUCUAAGACCUAUUUGAAUGAUUUCUUUAGUUAUGAUGUGGACUCUGAUCAUGUAGACAUAAUUUCAGAUGGCACCAAGAAAGACUCUGGAAUGGUUCCAAUGACCGGAUUCACACAGAGAGCAACUAUUGAUCCAGAACUGAAUGAAAUACAUGUCUUAUCCGGACUUAGCAAAGACAAAGAAAAGAGGGAAGAGAAUGUCAGAAAUUCAUUCUGGAUUUAUGACAUUGUGAGGAAUAGCUGGUCUUGUGUCUAUAAGAAUGAUCAAGCUACAAAAGAUAAUCUGAGUAAAAGUCUUCAGGAGGAAGAGCCAUGUCCAAGGUUUGCCCAUCAACUCGUUUAUGACGAGUUACACAAGGUUCAUUAUUUAUUUGGUGGAAAUCCAGGAAAAUCUUGCUCCCCAAAGAUGAGACUAGAUGACUUCUGGUCACUGAAGUUGUGCAGACCUUCAAAAGACUACUUACUGAGGCAUUGCAAGUACCUCAUAAGAAAACACAGGUUUGAAGAAAAGGCCCAAAUGGAUCCCCUUAGUGCUCUGAAGUAUUUACAGAAUGAUCUUUAUAUAACUGUGGAUCAUUCGGACCCGGAAGAGACAAAAGAGUUUCAACUCCUAGCCUCAGCUCUGUUCAAAUCUGGCUCAGAUUUCACAGCUCUAGGCUUUUCAGACGUGGAUCAUACUUAUGCUCAAAGAACUCAGCUCUUUGACACCUUAGUAAAUUUCUUUCCUGACAGCAUGACUCCUCCUAAAGGCAACCUGGUAGACCUCAUCACACUGUAAACUGGGGAGUCGAAUGAGGAGUUACUGGGCUCAGACGUGGAGAAGGAACUGGAGCCGGCUGUUCUGUGGGCAGAGGUGACGUUGCAGUGACUGAGGACUGUACCAGAGUUUUGAAGGAUCCUUACUAUCACAAGUUUUAACCCUCCUCCUUCAUACCUGACCUCAAUCCCCUUCUCUUUCUGCAUUAGGCUAAUAAAGUGAAAUUGAUAUACUUCCCAUUUAA